ACCAUUCAAAAUAUUCUUAAAAUUUUUAAAAUAAAAAAAUUGCUCAAGAAAUUCAGACUAUGAAAUUUGAAACAUUUUGCUUCGGAGACGGGUCACCCUGUCUUUACGGGAAACCAGGACGGGGUUAGAGAGAGACAGAGAGAUGCUGGCAUUCUUGUCUUUGGCGCUUGUAUCUCUGGCCUGGUUGGUGAGGCCCGCAGAAGCCGUUAGUUCCUCAGGCUCAGGCUAUCUGUACAAGAACGUCUUCCUCCUCGCCGGUCAGAGCAACAUGGCAGGUCGCGGCGGCGUCGUCGACGACAUCUGGGACGGCGUCGUCCCGCCCCAAUGCCGACCCAACUCCUCCGUUCUCCGAUUCAGCGCGCGACUCGAGUGGGUCGAAGCGCAGGAGCCCCUCCACGGCGACAUCGACGUGAAGAAGACGUGCGGGGUCGGACCGGGCAUGGCGUUCGCGAGCGCCGUAUUGGGCCGGGAUUCCCGGUUCGGGGCAGUGGGCCUUGUCCCCUGCGCCGUGGGCGGGACCAACAUCAGCCAGUGGGGGCGGGGGAAGCACCUUUACAAGGAGAUGGUGAGGAGGGCGAAGGCGUCGGUGGAGGGCGGCGGGGCGAUUUGGGCGGUGCUGUGGUUUCAGGGGGAGAGCGACACCGUGAAACGAGAGGAUGCUGAAUCGUAUAAAGGGAAGAUGGAGAAGCUCAUCGCCGACAUCCGAACUGAUUUGGAGUCUCCGACGCUCCCUGUACUUCAGGUGGCUCUGGCAUCAGGACAAGGGCCCUUUAUAGGGAUAGUGAGAGCAGCCCAGCUGGGAAUUGCCCUUCCGAACGUGACCAGCGUGGACGCCGAAGGACUGCCAUUGGAACCAGAUGGGCUCCAUCUAACCACGCCGGCCCAGGUACGGCUGGGCCAGAUGAUGGCCAAUGCCUUCCUCGAGACCAUGCCCGGCCCAAUUAAUCCAAGCAGCCCAAUUAAUCCAAGCAGUCCAAUAAGCAGUAAUGCUCCUCGAAGGCUGUCUUCCCUGGUUUCUGACAUUUUUAUUGGGCCGCUGUCCAGAUUCCUCCUCGCUAUCGGCCCAAAGUCUUGACGUCUCCCUAGUGGGGAUCAAGUGCCCAAUUUAUUGCAAACAUUUUUGGUUUAAUAAUUAUCCUCCCCUCUCCAAAGAUUAGGGUAUGAAAAAAAGUUUACUUUAAAAAUUGGGUUUUAGUUAUUUUUUUGGAGAAAGAUUGUUUUUUUUUUUUCACUAGUUUAAGGUACGUGCCUUGCACAUGGACUUGAAUUUUACUUGUUACAAAAAAUAAUAAUACAAAUAGUUUAAAAUUUAAUAACUC
Malania oleifera is the source of this 1319-nucleotide messenger RNA. RefSeq names its product probable carbohydrate esterase At4g34215. Lineage: Eukaryota; Viridiplantae; Streptophyta; Magnoliopsida; Santalales; Ximeniaceae. Bases 143 to 1075 code for a protein of 310 amino acids. The record is from RefSeq and is a predicted model, not a curated record. The transcript is spliced from 2 exons.